Molecule: messenger RNA, 708 nt
Organism: Hibiscus syriacus
Lineage: Eukaryota; Viridiplantae; Streptophyta; Magnoliopsida; Malvales; Malvaceae
Exons: 3
Coding region: 1-708 (235 amino acids)
Molecular function (GO): nucleic acid binding; RNA-DNA hybrid ribonuclease activity
Source: RefSeq, a predicted model, not a curated record
AUGUACUCGAAGUGUGUGCAUUAUGUGGAGAUUGGAGUUCACGUUGUUCGGGACUGUCCUCAGGCAAGUUUGGUGUGGUCACGAUUGGGUUAUCAAUGGUCGAAUCAUGUUUCAGAUACAAACUGCUUGGAAUGGUUUGGUUGGGUGCUUGAUAAUAAUUCCAAAUCUAAGCAUGCAGAAAUAAUAACAACAGUCUGGGCAUUGUGGUUAGCGCGAAACAAAGCAUAUCAUAGUGGGAAGCAGAUGAGUGAUAUGGACCUCCUUCACAUACGGCAACUACAUGGCAACCUCCGCCAGCCUCCAUGGAGGGUGGAUCAUAUUACCUCAGUUUUCAUGGCGGAAGCAGUGGCAGUCGUUUAUACAGCGCAGUUCACGGUGGAGAUGGGAUUUCGAAAAGUGGUGGUGGAAGGUGACUCAAGAACAAUAACCGAAAAGUUGCGUUCACAAUACCCUGAUUUAUCCGAGGUAAACGAUAUAACUUGGAAGGUGCGAAAUCGGACAAAAUUCUUCCUUGAAUGUCGUUUUAGUUUCGUUCCUAGAGAGGGAAACAAAGCAACUCACUAUUUGGCAGCUGAUCAGGGUACAAAUGAUAGAGAUUAUUUCUGGGUAGAGAAAGCUCCUACCUAUAGUACAGAGGUGUUGAGAGCUCUAUCAGAUUUUCCUUGCACUGAGCGUUUCAAUUUCUCAAAUCUGUUUUCACAGCAAUGA